AUGGACCCCUCAACACUCCCGUCUUACGCGCAGGGUUCCUCCCGAUCUACCAACACCCCCGCUAGCACUAGCGCAAACCUCCGGCCGCACCACUCAAACACUACCGCCAGGCGACCGGAGACCACGCACAGUUACCACCUUACGGACUCCAAGAACCGGCCCUGGCUCACCUUGAGCGUCCUAAGCAAUGUAUCAACACCUCAUCACCUCCCCUCCUUCACCGAAGGUGACACCAUCCGGGGCUCCGUGGUGCUCGACCGCGAGAAGGAGGACGGGAUCAAGUCCAUAUCGGUCAAGGUCGUCGGCCAGAUGACCUCUUCGGUCACCGAGGUCCUCAACUUUGUCACCGUCUCGGAGACCCUUUGGACGGCGCCCGACCCCCGGUCGUCCCAGCCUGGCAGCGACCGCGACCCCGUGGGCGUCCACACCUGGCCGUUCUCCAUCAGACUUCCGCCCCGGUGCGAGAUCAAGUCUGCGACCGGGGCGCUCGAGGCGUUCGCGCUGCCCGCCUCGUUCUCCGAACGCAUGGCGCGCGUGCACAUCCAGUACCAGCUCAUCGCGACCGUGCACCGAAGACGCUUCCGGGUGGACAGCACGCUGGGCACCGUCGUCGGCUACCGCCCGCGCAUCCGGCCUGGCGAGCCCUCGAUCGCCCGCCAAAUCGCCUACCUCGAGAACACGCCAAUACCGGGGCCCGACGAGGACCCCGACGGCUGGAAGUGGCUCGCGUCGCUGCCCGUCCGCGGCUCCGUCUUCUCCACCCGGACGGUCGACGCCACAUGCACGCUCGCCCUCGCGCUACCCCUCUGCUACACGCGCGGGAGCGUGAUCCCGUGCGUGCUCGCGCUCGAGGCCACGGACCCGCAGGCGCUGGACCUGCUCUCCGCGCCGCGCGCGCCCGUCGUGCGCCUCCUCCGCACCGUCGCCACCGGCGAGCGCGCGCUGGAGACGCGGCGCGGGCUCGAGUUCGAGCACGAGCGCCAGGCGCUCGCGACCGCCGUCUGGCGCCCCGCGGCGGACGCGGUGGGGGUGGGGGCAGGCGGGGGGCAGCACCCCCACCGGCGGCCGGGCCGGCGCGUGCUGCACGGGGAGAUCCACCUCGCCUCGAACCUGAAGCCGACCUCGCGCCUGGGACGCUUCGAGCUCUCGGUGAGUCUCCGCGCGCCGCCCCCGGUGCAACGCAUCCACCUCCACACCCACGCCCACGCCCACGCCCACACCCACCCACGCCCACAGUACACGGUCGCGGUCUACCCGUUCAGCGCGGCCGCGUUCCAGCCCGACGGCGACGCCGGCGCCGUCCUCCAGCAGGAGCCCGUCGUCGUCGGGACCGUGCACGCGCCCGGGCCGCGCCCGCGCGCGUACUCGCCGCCGAGCUACGACGACGUGGGCUCCGCGGUGGGGCAGUCGACCGAGUUCCGGCUCUUCCGCUGA
This is a messenger RNA of Epithele typhae, 1434 nucleotides long. RefSeq lists its product as uncharacterized. The coding region runs from base 1 to 1434 and encodes 477 amino acids. Lineage: Eukaryota; Fungi; Basidiomycota; Agaricomycetes; Polyporales; Epitheliaceae. The transcript has 6 exons. The record is from RefSeq and is a predicted model, not a curated record.